Diachasmimorpha longicaudata is the source of this 4011-nucleotide messenger RNA. RefSeq lists its product as uncharacterized. Gene Ontology annotation, molecular function: acid phosphatase activity; inositol phosphate phosphatase activity. The transcript is spliced from 18 exons. Lineage: Eukaryota; Metazoa; Arthropoda; Insecta; Hymenoptera; Braconidae. The record is from RefSeq and is a predicted model, not a curated record. The coding region runs from base 105 to 3077 and encodes 990 amino acids.
AAUCUACUCAUUGAAUAAAGAAAAUCACGGAGGAUUGCAGUUUGUGGAAACCGACUUAUUCUUAUUUAUCAUACGCCAGGAAGCAUAGUAUUAUUUGACCGACAAUGCGGCAAAUCGUGUAUUUGAUAUUGUAUUUAAGCUCGUCAGUAACCAGAGAGGUAGACUACUGUUUCGAGAAUGAAGCCGAUCCGUAUUUGUAUUUUGGAGCCAAAACCCCGUAUAGAAUCGCGAUGAAUGGAGAGACCGGACCGCGCUCAAUACAAACAAUAGUGGGAGAUUGCAAACCAGUCCAAAUAUGGAUGUUAGCGCGACACGGAACUCGGUACCCCCAAAAGAAAGCUAUAGAAAGGCUGGAGGAAUUACCAGGAAUACGUGAUCGCAUUAUUCGUAAUCAUGAACAACACGGAACGGGACAUUUAUGCGAUGCUGAUCUGAAUAGGCUGAAGGAAUGGUCUCCGUAUAGUCGGAUGACGUCGCAAUACGCUAGCCAACUCGCGCCCGAAGGAUGGAGAGAAGGUCAAGAACUUGGAAAACGUUUGAAAGAUACAUACGCACAUCUUCUACAAUUACCAGCAGAAAAUAUAAAUUCAGUUAAUUAUAAAUUUCGAUCUAUAAAAGGAGGACGGAGUGAAUCCAGCAUGCUUGCACUUAUGAAUGGCUUAUUUGACAAUGAUAGUGCUGUAGAACCUGUUCCGACUCCAAAAUCCGAUGCUUUGUUACGGGGCGAUCAAAAUUGUAAGCGAUGGUCGCAGGAGAAAAAAGGAGCAAAUGUAGAACGCGAUAAUUUCAUCGCAGGACCUGAAUACGCCGAAAUGCAACAGAACGUUAGUCGGCGGAUUGGCUUCGAUGUAUCGCCAGCCACAAUUCACAACAUACAAGACAUGUGUCGAUUCGAAAGCGCAUGGAAUCGAAACGAGUUAUCACCAUGGUGUGCAGUAUUCAGUAAAGAGGAAUGGAGGAUUCUGGAAUAUAUAGAUGAUCUUCAGUACUACUACGCCUCUGGCUAUGGUCUGGAAAUCAAUAGAUUGAUCGGAUGUUUCCCCAUGGAAAAUCUUUUCGAUCACUUCGGGGCGAUUGAGAAUGGCGAUUUUCAGGGACAACCGAAGGGCAUUUUCUACUUCAGUACGUCCAGAAUUUUAAUGGAUUUUCUCCAUACAAUGGGCAUUGCAAAAGACACGGAAAGUCUCAAGGCGACUAAUUUCAAACGUAUGGCUGAUCGAAAAUGGAGAGUCUCUUUUAUUUCACCGUUUUUCUCUAAUUUUGUAGCUGUCUUUCACAGAUGUAAUCAUUCAGACAUCCCUAACAAGGUGACUCUAUACCUCAAUGAAAAACUCAUCGUAUAUGAUGGCUGUCCGCAAGGGAUUUGUAAUUGGGAAUAUUUAAAGAAGAAAUGGCAGGGACUCACCGCUCGAUGCACUGAAAAUUGUCUCAAGCAGAAGGAUGCAAUACUAUCUAAAGAGCCCCUAUGGAUGGAACCAACCGUCAAUGCAUAUUUAUUAAUGAUUCUAUUGCCUAUAUUAGUAUUUAUUACUCAUCGACGGGUGGUGGAUUCUCUGCGGAAAGUUGCCCGAUUAAUUUCGCUGAAAUUUCGUGGCGAAAGAAAUUUUCUUAAAAGUGAAGUUCUACUGCCACCAAUCAUGAAGAAAAUUAUUCUACUAUGCCUGAGCACCUACACAUUAGCACGUGAAGUGGAUUAUUGUUUUGUUAAUGAAACCAACCCUUACCUCAAUUUCGGUGUUAAAACACCGUAUCGGUUUGCAAGCACUGGAAUAUUUGAACGGGUGGUAAUACCAAAUUGCAAGCCCAUUCGUCUUUGGAUGUUGGCUAGACAUGGAACACGUUAUCCGCAGGAGGCGGCAGUCGACAGACUGCAAGAGCUCCAUACCAUACGCUGGAAAAUUAUGCACUACCACGAGAAAGGCUUGGGUCGUUUAUGUGACGAAGACGUGAAUAACAUUAGAGAAUGGCGACCCCAUCCGCAUUUUACUGAACAAGAGGCAAGCAAGAUUACCGAGGAGGGAUGGAGGGAGGGUGAGGAGCUCGGAAGAAGACUCAAGGAUGCCUAUCCAGAGCUUUUUUCGCCAUCUAUUCAAGAUAUCAACUCUGAUAAUUAUAGAUUCAGAUCUGUGAAGGCGUCACGUAGUAUCUUGAGUUUGCGGGCUCUGAUGAAAGGUCUCUUUGGUGAUCCAUCUGCUGUUCAAUUCAUGCCGAAUGAGAAAAAGGAUUCUCUCUUACGACCUGACAUGAAUUGCUAUCGAUGGUCUCACACCGAUAGGCAAACAGUGGUGCCACGUGAUGAAUUCAUUGGUGGCCCUGAAUACGCAGAAUUACAGCAGAAUGUGAGUCGGCGAAUUGGCUUCGAUGUAUCUCCAGCAACCAUUCACAAUAUUCAAGAUAUGUGCCGUUUCGAGACAGCAUGGACCCGCGACCAAUUAUCGCCCUGGUGUGCAGUAUUCAAUAAAGAAGAGUGGAAAAUAAUUGAGUACAUUGAUGAUAUUCAGUAUUAUUACUACUCAGGCUACGGAGUUGCGUUGAAUAGUCUCAUUGGUUGCUUCCCAGCGGAGGACCUCAUCAAGAAUUUUCGGGAGUCUGAGAAGCCUGAAACAGCAAAGAACCCAAAAGGUAUCUUUUACAUGAGCACCUCAAGAGUUUUGAUGGAUUUUCUUCACACGAUGGGCAUCGCCAAAGACUCGGAGCAUUUAUUACCAAAUAAUUAUAGACGUAUGAACAACAGAAAGUGGAGAACAUCCUUAAUUGCACCUUUCUUCGCUAAUUUCAUUGCUACUUUUUACAGAUGUAAUGAAUCUGUCUCCCCCAACAAGGUUACAUUCCAUUUGAACGAAAAACUGAUAAUGUAUGAAAACUGUGAACGUGGCAUUUGUGAUUGGAUUUAUAUCAAGGAAAAACUAAAAGGAAGAGCCUCCAAUUGCGCUGAAAAUUGUGACUGGAGCACAACACCAGAGCCAAAAGACGAGCGAAGGAUCUUUCUCCUUAUAAUUGCGCUCUGCAUUGUAGUGAUUAUCUUUCAUCGUGGCAUCGCACGCACAUUGCACAGGCUGCUACGAUGUCACCACUAGUACAGUGAUUAGUUCACCCUCUUUAUUAAUCAAUAUUAUUUUAUUUCAAUCUGUGACUGCCAAGGACAUUGUUUCCAAUCAGUAUUUUUACUAUUUAAAUAAUAGCGAUAAGUUGCUUAUGUAUAAUGGAAAUACAAAGCAAAAACUAAUUUUUUUCAUUUUCACAUCAAAGUUGAGAUGAAAAUUCAUGAGUAGAUAAAGUAAGGCCCCAUCAAUUUCAAAAUAUUAGUGCUGUAGUGCGUUCUCCCUUCAAAUUCAAACCCUCUCACGUCACAGUCCCACGUGAUUAGAGCGCGCGCGCGCGUGCUUCCCUCGUUCAAACAUGCUAUAAAUAUAUUUCGCUGGUCAUAGCAAACUCCAUUAUUAUCGAAAUAAUAUUUAACCGAAACAACGCCUAAUUCAGUCAUUUCUGUCUGCCGUUCACCCUGGCGCGCAAAGGUCAUCAGACAGCACAGUGACAGUGAAUCCAACGACUUGACAAACCGUCCAAAUUCAUUGCAAACAUAGCAAAACAACCACUAAAAAACAGGAGCUAAAAAUCGAUGAUUGGUUUGCCCUGUGGAGUUGAUAACAAAAUGAGGUGACGAUUCUGGUGGAAAAAAACCAGAUAAGAACCCACUUCAUUCGAUGUUAUCGCUGUUUUGUGUGAUGGUGGAUUAAGAAUGGCAGUACAUUAAGCUAUUCACUGGCAUUUUCAUCGUGGCGAGACCUUCGGAUAUCAAUCGGAGUGCGUGUUCGAUGGAUCAUUGUUGUGUACCUUUGAACAAUCAUCGGAGAGGACGUGAUCACGUUGAGGAACUCAGUAGAACGACUUCGUGAGACCGACAACAGUAAAUGACAAUUGAGCCUCGUGCGAAUAGCUAAAACGAUUUGCUGUCCUUUGGAUCGCUGCAGUGGUCUGUGGAAUUGCCUUUACUUUACUUUUGUUGGGAAU